ACAGUAAUGAAUCGCCUCGAUCUGUAAAGCGGGUUAUGCCGAAACGCAAAUUCUGUCAAUUCGCUCUCUUCGCUUACGCUCUCAAUUAUGCAGGAAAAAAGGUUUUUGCAUUAUUCCAACGAACGGGUAAGUACAAUUAAUCGCGGAAUCGCUACUCUCACAAUAAUUUUCGAUGUAAUAAUUAGCGUUUCUAACGAAAAAUCGUUUAUACCACGCUCGUAAUUUUUUUUUUUUUUAUAAAUUCUAUUAUAGCACUGCGCUGCUGUUUUGUAAUUUAAAAAUGAAAUUGACAUAUCUAAAAUGGAAGAUAAACACAAGGAUAGACAAUGGUUGUAUUGUUAUACGCUCGUGCGGGUGUCUCGUGUGACGUAACUUGGAAAUAUUUUCAUUUGUUUAUAAUUGGUUUAGUUGGGAUUUUGCAAAAACAAUAUUCAGUUUUAAAACAUGAUUGCAAUGACAAUGUAACUAAAAAUGUAAAUAUGGAAUUAUUGAAGAAUAGCAAAAGUUGGUGGAAUCAACACUAUACUAAGGUUAUGGUGAAAAGUAUUGGAAUGUCUUUGUUUUUUGUGUAUGUCAUUUUUCCAAUAUGGUUCUACUUUUGUCCCUGGAUACGUCGGCAAGCAGUGUUUCUGAACAAUCUCAAUUGGCCACUCCAUAUUUAUUUAUCGGAUCCAAAAAAUUUUGAAUUAAACUGUACUAGACAAUUUUAUAUAGAAUCUGAACCAGGAAUUUACUUAGGAGUUUGGCAUGUGUUACCAAAGAGUGUUACUAUGAAAUGUAAUAAACCCAUCUCACCAGAUAAUGAAUUUGAUGAUGAUAGACCUGUUAUUCUUUAUUUUCAUGGAAAUGCACAAAAUAGAGGUGCAAAAUAUAGACUUUCAUUGUAUAAAGUUCUUACCGAAUCAAAGGUAGAUGCACAUGUAAUAACUUUUGAUUAUCGAGGAUACGGCGAUUCAUCGUUUGUAGCUCCAUCCGUCAGUGGACUCGUUCAAGAUGCAAGAGCAAUGUAUAAAUGGUUAAAAACUCAAGUAAAGAGACAUAGAAUAUUUUUUUGGGGCCAUUCUUUAGGUACUGGUGUAGUAAUACAACUUGCUGAAGAAUUAGGAAAAAAUAACGAUAAUCCAAUGGCUAUAUUUUUAGAAGCACCUUUUACAACAAUUGCCGAUGCUACGUAUACUUUUCCGCUUUCAUUUCUUCAUCGACAUAUGCCACUUUUUCAUGUGUACUGUUCUGAACCAACACGUCACAGUGAUACUAAUUUUGAUAGUGAAUCAAAGAUUGGCAGCGUAACUGUGCCUCUUCUAUUUCUUCAUGCAAGUGAUGAUAUGAUGGUAUUUUUAGAACUUGGACGUAAAUUAUUUAAGAAAGCAUUAGAAGAAAGGCCGUCACAUUUAAGACGUCCUGAAUUUAUAGAAUUUGAUUAUUCCCUAGGUUAUGGACAUAGAAAUAUCAAUCAGGAUCCAAAUCUUCCUGAUAUUGUAGUAAAUUUUAUGCAGUCAGUUUCCAUGAAAAGUCAUUUAUUGUGAUAUUUAAUGAUAUAGUCCUAUCAUUUAGUUUGUUUAUAACAAAACGUUUAAUGUAAUUAUUAUAUUCUAUGAUGCCAAUAUCAGUUUGUAAAUUUAAUAGGUAGACUUUAAUAAAAACACACCAAACUACAACUUAAUCCAUCAGAUUCUAAAGAUAAAACAUAACGAUGGCCUUUGAAUAAGGUUGAAAACGUUAGUUCAUCAUUAAAUUCUUGUUCUCUACUGGAUUAAGUUGUAAUUCAAUAGAUUUUAAUUUUUAGUUCUAUAUUGUUUACAAAUGUCAAAACAUUAGUAAUUAUUUAUAAAAAAAA
Centruroides sculpturatus (bark scorpion) is the source of this 1837-nucleotide messenger RNA. RefSeq names its product monoacylglycerol lipase ABHD12-like. The transcript has 2 exons. NCBI's taxonomy places the organism in Eukaryota, Metazoa, Arthropoda, Arachnida, Scorpiones, Buthidae. Gene Ontology annotation, molecular function: monoacylglycerol lipase activity; phosphatidylcholine lysophospholipase A1 activity. The coding region runs from base 327 to 1526 and encodes 399 amino acids. Gene Ontology annotation, biological process: phosphatidylserine catabolic process; monoacylglycerol catabolic process. The record is from RefSeq and is a predicted model, not a curated record. Gene Ontology annotation, cellular component: endoplasmic reticulum membrane.